Molecule: messenger RNA, 6523 nt
Organism: Syngnathoides biaculeatus (alligator pipefish)
Lineage: Eukaryota; Metazoa; Chordata; Actinopteri; Syngnathiformes; Syngnathidae
Product: ras-specific guanine nucleotide-releasing factor 2-like
Biological process (GO): positive regulation of GTPase activity; Ras protein signal transduction
Cellular component (GO): plasma membrane
Molecular function (GO): guanyl-nucleotide exchange factor activity; protein binding
Source: RefSeq, a predicted model, not a curated record
CUCGAAGCGGAUCCGACGAGGGAGGGGCCGGAGCUCGCGGGUUACGUUGGCGCGGAAAAGCCGAUUAAGCGCUUAUCAGUCGAGUUGUGCGGUUCUGCCCUCGUCCGCUCGAGCGCGAUGGAUUCCUCGUCGGCGUCUCCGGGCUCGAGGAGCUCCGCGGGCGGGCGCUGCGCUUCCCACGGCGGGACGACUUUUACGCACGCCUCGGAGGUUCUGAGCCUCUGAGCUCGCCCCAAACCCGGCGGCGGCGGCGGCGGCGGCAGGGGAAAGUUCGCCCGCGGGUAUGGCCGAGCGUUGAACCCCCCCCCCCCCCGCACACACAAAAAAAAAAAAGAAGAAGAAGAAGAAGAAGAGAAAGGCGAAUCUGAGGCGCUUGCACGAUGCAGAAGAGCGUCCGUUACAACGAGGGCCACGCGCUCUUCCUGUCGGCGGUGGCGCGUAAAGAGGGCACCAAGCGCGGCUACCUGAGCAAGAAGACGGCCGAGAACAGCCGUUGGCACGACAAGUUCUUCGCCCUCUACCAGAAUGUCCUCUUCUACUUCGACAGCGAGCAGAGCGCCCGCCCCGCCGGGAUUUACCUGUUGGAAGGGUGCACCUGCGAGCGCGCCUCCGCGCCCAAAAUGUCCGCCGCCGGGAAGGAAGCGCUGGACAAGCAGCACUACUUCCUCGUGGUGUUCGGCCACGACGGACAGAAGCCGCUGGAGCUGAGGACGGAGGAGGAGGUGGAGUGCGACCGAUGGGUGGAGGCCAUUCAGCAGGCCAGCUAUUCCGACAUCAUCAUCGAGCGGGAGGUGCUGAUGCAGAAGUACAUCCACCUGGUGCAGAUAGUGGAGACGGAGAAGGUGGCGGCCAAUCAGCUGCGCACGCAACUGGAGGACCAGGACACCGAGAUCGAGAGACUGAAAGCCGAGAUCAUCGCGCUUAACAAAACCAAGGAGCGCAUGAGGCCUUACCACGUCAACCACGAGACGGAAGAUCCGGACAUCAAGAAGAUCAAGAAGGUGCAGAGUUUCAUGCGGGGCUGGCUGUGUCGCCGGAAGUGGAAGAUCAUCGUGCAGGACUACAUCUGCUCUCCACACGCCGAGAGCAUGCGAAAGAGGAACCAGAUUGUCUUCAACAUGGUGGAAGCGGAGACAGAGUACGUCCACCAGCUGUACAUCCUGGUCAACUGCUUCCUCAGACCUCUGAGGAUGGCCGCCAGUUCCAAGAAGCCCCCCAUCAGCCACGACGACGUCAGCAGCGUAUUCCUGAACAGUGAGACCAUCAUGUUCCUGCACGAGAUUUUCCACCAAGGUUUGAAGGCCAGGAUCGCCAACUGGCCCACUCUGGUGCUGGCCGACCUCUUUGACAUCCUGCUGCCCAUGCUGAACAUCUACCAGGAGUUUGUCAGGAACCACCAGUACAGCCUGCAGGUUCUGGCCAACUGUAAGCAGAACAGGGACUUUGACAAGCUGCUCAAACAGUACGAGUCCAACGCCGCCUGCGAGGGGAGGAUGCUGGAGACCUUCCUCACGUACCCCAUGUUCCAGAUUCCUCGCUACAUCAUCACCCUGCAUGAGCUGCUGGCCCACACGCCUCACGAGCACGUUGAGCGCAAGAGCCUGGAGUUUGCAAAGUCCAAACUGGAGGAACUGUCCAGAGUCAUGCACGACGAAGUGAGCGACACUGAGAACAUUCGGAAGAAUCUGGCCAUCGAGCGCAUGAUCGUGGAGGGUUGCGACAUCCUGCUGGACACCAGCCAAACCUUCGUCAGGCAGGGCUCGCUUAUCCAGCUGCCAUCGGUCGAGCGAGGCAAGCUCAGCAAGGUGCGUCUUGGCUCGCUCUCCCUGAGGAAGGAAGGGGAGAGGCAGUGCUUCCUGUUCACAAAACACUUCUUGGUGUGCACGCGCAGCUCCGGCGGGAAACUUCACCUCCUCAAGCAAGGCGGCGUCUUGUCCCUCAUCGACUGCACCCUGAUCGAAGAGCCGGACGCCGGAGAUGAAGAGGCUAAAGCCGGAGGUCAGGUGUUCGGUCAGCUGGACUUCAAGCUGGUGGUAGAGCCGAGCGACUCGUCUUCCUUCACCGUGGUGUUGCUGGCGCCCUCGAGGCAGGAGAAGGCCGCGUGGACCAGCGAUAUUAGCCAGUGCAUAGAUAACAUCCGCUGCAAUGGCCUGAUGACCAGCGUCUUUGAGGAGAGCUCCAAAGUUACCGUGCCUCACAUGAUCAAAUCCGAUGCGCGUCUCCAUAAAGAUGAUGUUGACAUUUGCUUCAGCAAGACCCUCAACUCCUGCAAGGUCCCGCAGAUCCGCUACGCCAGCGUGGAGCGCCUGCUGGAGAGGCUGACCGACCUGCGCUUCCUCUCCAUCGACUUCCUCAACACCUUCCUGCACACGUACCGGAUCUUCACCGCGGCCGGCGUGGUCAUGGACAAACUGGCCGACAUCUACAAGAAGCCGUUCUCGUCCAUUCCCGUCAGGUCCUUGGAGCUGUUCUUCGCCACCAACCCGAACAACCGAGGCGGCGAGCACGCCAACGAGAAAUCUCCUCGCCUCUGCCGCAAGUUCUCCUCUCCCCCUCCUCUCUCCAUCUCCUCGCGCACGUCCUCGCCCGUGCACGCCCGGAAGCUCUCCCUACACUCGCCCGUCAGCGGCAGGGCGGGCGGCCUGGACCUCGGCGGUCCUCCCCCCGGCGUGAACCACGUCGCGCCCCAGUCGGCCGCCGGCAGCCCCACGUCGGCCCAGGCCCCGCAGACCCCGACGCCGACCGGCUCCUCGCCCCCCCCCUCCUCCCUCUCCCCCUCCUCCUCCUCUCCUCCUCCUCCCUCCACCCUUCCUCCGCAAGACCAAGUGCCUCCGAUCCCCUCGUCUCCCGACCAGAGUCCGAGCCAGAGCACGGAAGGCGACGACGUGCCCAAGUUUGACCCUUUUUGUGGUAAACUGAGAAGGAGCAUACGCAGAGCUGUGUUGGAGUCGGUGUCGCUGGAGAAAAUCAUUCCCGAGUCUCCUCAAGGCAGCGACGCGGGAGAGAUGUCGCCGUGUCGCUCGCCGUCCACGCCGCGACACCUCCGCUUCAGGCCGCCGGGAGUCCAGUCGGGCGAGAACUCCCGCUGCGCAGUUUCUCCUGCCUCAGCUUUUGCCAUCGCCACGGCAGCAGCGGGGCACAGCACACCGCCAGUGUUCAACAACUCUGAGAGAACUUGCGAUAAAGAGUUCAUCAUCCGGCGUGCCGCGACCAACAGAGUUCUAAAUGUUCUGCGGCACUGGGUCUCCAAGCACUCGCAGGACUUUGAAAUGAACGGGGAAUUGAAGAUGUCAGUCAUCUGCCUCCUGGAGGAAGUCCUCCGGGACCCGGACCUUCUGCCUCAGGAGAGGAAAGCCACUGCCAACAUACUUAGUGGGCUUUCGCAAGACGAGCAGGAUGACGCCCAGCUGAGGAUAGAAGACAUCUUACAGAUGGCAGACUGCCCCAAGGCGGAGUGUUUCGAGUCCCUGCCUGCGAUGGAGCUGGCCGAGCAGAUCACGCUGCUGGACCACAUCGUCUUCAGGAGCAUCCCUUACGAAGAGUUCCUGGGGCAAGGCUGGAUGAAGUUUGACAAGACAGAGCGGACUCCAUACAUCAUGAAAACAAGUCAGCACUUCAACGAUAUGAGUAACCUGGUGGCCUCGCAGAUCAUGACCCACACAGACGUGGGCUCCAGGGCCAGCUCCAUCGAGAAGUGGGUGGCCGUGGCCGACAUCUGCCGCUGCCUCAACAACUACAACGGCGUCCUGGAGAUCACGUCGGCGCUCAAUCGCAGCGCCAUCUACCGCCUGAAAAAGACCUGGGCGAAAAUCAGCAAGCAGACGAGAGCGCUGAUGGACAAACUGCAGAAAACGGUGUCCUCGGAGGGAAGGUUUAAAAAUCUGAGGGAGACUUUGAAAAACUGCAACCCCCCGUGCGUGCCCUACUUGGGAAUGUACCUGACGGACUUGGCCUUCAUCGAGGAGGGAACGCCCAACUUCACCGAGGAGGGACUUGUCAACUUCUCCAAGAUGAGGAUGAUUUCACACAUCAUCCGAGAGAUCCGACAGUUCCAGCAGACCCCGUACAGGAUAGAACAUCAAGUUAAGGUGACCCAGUACCUCCUGGAUAAGACUUUGAUCAUGGACGAAGACACUCUCUAUGACCUCUCGCUGAAGAUUGAGCCCAGGCUUCCCGCUUGAUGGAUAGCGGCCUUUGGGCAAAGCAGAAGCCCGCCAAACUUGGACCCCCUCGGCGAGGUCCACGCUACCAUGUGAUCUCAAGCAAUGGAAUGAAGAAGAAGAAGAAGUCCAGGAAAGGUUUUAGGACUGCAAAUGGAAUGCUGGGAACACUUUGAUCGGAGCGGCUGGACCGACGGUCCUCAGGGGCGGCGUGAGAGAAAUCGGGUCGAAGGUUUUGAGGAAAUGGCGGGCCGUGCCGCCGCCUGCGCUCGCCGUUCCUCAGCGUGGUGCCGCCCGGUGGAAGGAGUGGAUCUGUAGAAUGUAGCAUGUAGAGAGGGCGCGACAGACAGCGAGAUACCUGAGCUCACAUCUCCGUGUUGUCGUCCGUGUUGUGUUGCGCCUCGUCCUUGUGCAAGAGCCCCCCCCCCCAAAAAAAAAAAAAAAAACAAAAAAAACAAACAAACAAACUCACAAUGCUUUCUUUCUCUUGACUUUGCAUGAUUUCAGCUUGGGGUGUAAAUGUCUAUAUGGCCUCAUCUCUGACGUAGCACUAGUCGUCCUCAGUGGGUCGGCUACGGCGUACAUGCCUUUUCACCUUCAAAUAUCAUUUGGAACAGGAUGGGCCACAUCGUAGUUAUGCUAGUGGUACGGUUCGAUGUACUGUGCUUUCACAAUUCGAAAAAAAAAACACACAAAUAAAUGUUAAUUUGGCACGCUCCCGAGAAGUGUUGUGAACCAACCUGGUGGAUUUGAAUAGUCAACAUCAAAAUUGUCGAGUAUGCAAAAUGGUGAAAAAUCAAUUGGCUGUCUUUGAAUUUUUGAAAACAUGCCACGCUGAAAAAUGUACUCUGGUUUAUCUAGCAAUGUUCUUGUCUGCACGCAACUACGCUUGAGGCGCAAAAAAUACAUCCCAGCGGGUCGACGUGGGGCUGUCCACGCUGCGACGAGAGGCGCUAGUCACCAGCUAGCUUGCGAGAUUACAGGCUUUCAGGACUCUUUGAGACUCACCCGCUGCAUCACAUCUUCGCUUGGACGGCGAGCUGUCCUGAAAAUUGUGGCUUCAAGGGAAGGUGCAAUUUUUGGGUGGAUGCAAAGCUAGCUCGCUAACUGCGAGCCGUCAUGACAGAAAUGGGCCCAAUAUCCUCGCAACUUGCGAACGUGCCGGAAAACCACUGUUUUAAGCCAAGUCACAAAAAAUGCUUUUAUACAGCUCCCCCAAGUAUGUCAAUUGGGACCGUUUUUAGCCACACCCAAAAAAAAUUGAAAAAAAAAACAAAACAAAAAACCUACAGUAGCUGCAAAAUUCAGAACUACAUAGUACAGUCUCUGUACGUUUUCGACAAAUAUCUCCAAAUAUGUUCAAUAAAAUGUUUAGAAUCAAAUCUAAAAAUAUUUGAGUUUCCCGCUUUUAAAUGAAUUAGCUAGCUACCAUGCUAAUCUAUUAUUUUUGAAAAGGAAAAAAAGUGGCCUUCUUAUUCAUCACUCACGUUAAUCCACAAGCGAAAAGCAAAAGUCUCUCUCUCGUGUUGUAAUGAGCUCUGCCGUCCUGAAGCUUGCGCAGUUGUGCGUUUCGAAUACGUGACGGGCUGACAAAUAGUGACGUGCGAAAGGCCGGGCCCGGUAGACGUAGCUUCGCCCGCGUGAUGCUCCGACGCCAUCAACAUCCUCAAUCAUUACGCUGUGAAUGUUAAUUUGACUCUCGCGUCGCCAUCCCUCCUCCGUGCGGCGGGGUCAGGCUCUUGUGUGGCAAGAAAUCUGUUUGUUUUAAAGACAAAAAAUGAAAAAAAAAAAAAAAAGUUGUUUGAAUGUUCAAAAAUGUAGCAUUUGAAUAAUCAAAGUUUGUUUUCUGUAUUGCUCACGAUGAACCUAGUUGUCUUGCAUGUACACAACAACUGCAUGUUGUGCAUGUCUGUGAGUGCCCCCCCCCCCCUUCCGCUUUUCCAGAAUAUUAUGGUCUGCGUGUUUAGUUGUCAAGAUGCACACGUUUACGUCCGUGUACCGCUCCAGGUCCCCAACUAGCCUGUUCCGCUUUUUGCACUGCACUUUGCCAUUUGGAGUGGCGGUCGUACGUGCUGGCUGAGGGCCAACGGAAAAUGUGUUUGUAACGUAAGUCCGAGUUUCAAACCUUUUGCGUGUUUGUCUCUACUGUAUCAGUCUGCAUUUUUCACUGGCCGGCGCAGGGGAAAAUAAAUCGACAUGCCUUACGUGAUGGACUUUUUCAAACGUUCAAUGAUUUCCUGCAGACUCCGCCAACUUUGAGCUUCCAUGAGAAGUACUUCUUUGCUGUCAUGUCACCUUUAGGGCAGUUUUCUCAUAGCAGAUAUGUAAACGCAGCUACAUUAAAAAGCUUCAACACCCUUCCC